Messenger RNA from Pangasianodon hypophthalmus (striped catfish), 1544 nucleotides. RefSeq names its product glial cell derived neurotrophic factor a (gene gdnfa). The transcript has 3 exons. Gene Ontology annotation, molecular function: receptor tyrosine kinase binding; glial cell-derived neurotrophic factor receptor binding; growth factor activity. Lineage: Eukaryota; Metazoa; Chordata; Actinopteri; Siluriformes; Pangasiidae. Gene Ontology annotation, biological process: peripheral nervous system development; negative regulation of neuron apoptotic process; positive regulation of branching involved in ureteric bud morphogenesis. Bases 232 to 966 code for a protein of 244 amino acids. The record is from RefSeq and is a predicted model, not a curated record.
GACUUCUCUGUAAAAGACACAAACACACAAACACGACGGACUUCACUUGGAUAUUGUGGAUAAAUGGAUGAGGAACGGCAAUAUUUCUGGGGGAACCCCUCACGGAUACACUCACUCUGAAGCAUUUUGGAUCCUUCAAUGCCACCCGAGCCAUCUGGAACUGCGUUUAUGUGUGAACUGCAGGUCUGCAUGGGCCCAAUUUAAGCUCCUUCCAUAGGAACUGAGUCUAAAAUGAAGUUAUGGGAUGUUCUAGCUACGUGUUUGUUGCUCCUGAGCUCCGUAUCCGCUCGCCCUCUCUUCAACAAGCUGCAGCCUUCCAAGAGAGCUCCUCAAGCCGAGCGUCACAGUGAGCUUCUCGUCCUGGACCCAGUCAUAAACUCCCGUCUCGAAACAGCCAGUCUGAAACAAGCCUCCAUGGAAGAACAAUAUGACAUCAAUGGACUGCACCCAGACCAGUUUGAUGAUGUAAUGGACUUCAUUGCAGCGACCAUUGGCAGACUGCGGCGGUCUCCUGAGAUGGACUCUGAGGGCAGGGGGAAAGAAAAAGCGAGGCAUAGAGGAGCAGCAAACACAGACAGAGGAGCGAAAGGACGAGGAGAAAGGAAGAAAGGUCGAGCACGAGGUGGAGGCAGAGGGGGUAAAGGGAAUCGGGAUGAACUGAUCAAAGGUCAAGGGCGCGGGUGCCUUCUUAAAGAGAUCCACCUCAACGUGACGGACCUGGGGUUAGGUUACCGGACCAAAGAGGAGUUGAUAUUUAGGUACUGCAGUGGUCCCUGUUACGAUUCAGAGACCAACUACGACAAGAUCCUCAACAACCUCACCCAAAAUAAGAAGCUGGACAAAGAGUCACCUUCUCAGACCUGCUGUCGACCCAUAGCAUUCGAUGACGACCUCUCGUUCUUGGAUGACAGUUUGGAGUACCACACUCUAAAGAAGCAUUCCGCCAAGAAGUGCGCCUGCGUCUGAUUUGUGCGCUUGGGCAAGCGAAAAGACACUUGGACAAAAUACAGAAGUCUCGCACUCCAGAGGGCAUGAAGCCAGUGCAGAGACAAAUGCUGCUUCUCGGAGGAAAAGUGCAGGUCUCGAGUGUGUCAUUGUUUAUUCUGCACAGAGGGGUGCACAAUGAGAAUCGAAGGAGUAAGAUUUAAUGUCAGAAAAACUUCAGGAAAAGUACUUCAGCGACAGAAGCAACGCCUCAGUAUUCACUGUUACAAAACCAUGUCAGAGUAUUCUAAGCAGGGAUUGAAAUGUAAAUGCUGUCUAAGUGGCAACAAUAACAUACUCCAUCAGCAAGUCACAGAAAAAUCGCAACCCGCCAGUCUGGGUAUACACAAACUAUAACUUCGGCUGUGUGGAAGUCCUAGAGAUGGGUGCAAGGGGUGUCUGCAUGAAGGAGGCUGUGGACAGUACAGAAUUGUGGAUCUUUAUCUGAAGCCCUUCUGAAGAAAUAGCUGAAUAUGCCUAUGUGGACUAGGCAGAGCAUCCAUCUCACAACCCAGACUCAUCCCGCAGUCAGAACAGACUCGUCACAAAAAAUGUUUAAU